This is a messenger RNA of Henningerozyma blattae CBS 6284, 660 nucleotides long. RefSeq lists its product as uncharacterized. Gene Ontology annotation, molecular function: protein binding. The coding region runs from base 1 to 660 and encodes 219 amino acids. NCBI's taxonomy places the organism in Eukaryota, Fungi, Ascomycota, Saccharomycetes, Saccharomycetales, Saccharomycetaceae. Gene Ontology annotation, cellular component: cytoplasm; nucleus. The transcript has a single exon. The record is from RefSeq and is a predicted model, not a curated record.
AUGAAUAUUUGGGUGGCGGCAAGUGAUGGUAGAAUAGAUUUGGUGGAAAAAUUUCUAAACAAUGACAAUGGUUUAAUAGCGAAUUCUAAAGACCCAAAUGGAUACACACCAAUACAUGCGGCUGCAGCAUAUGGCCAUGUAGAUUUAUUACGUUUGUUAUGCCAAAAGUAUAAUGGUGACAUCAACAUCCUGGAUAAUGAUGGUGAUACUCCGUUACAUCAUUGUGAAGAUGUCGAGACCGCUAAAGUGAUUAUUGAAGAACUAGGUGGGGGUUACAACUUAAAAAAUAAUGAAGGAAAAACUGCAUUAGAAGUUUUUGAAGAAGACUCAGAGUUCCCUGAUUUAAUCAUGUAUUUACGUGAGAAGUCUGGAAUUCCUCAAGAUCAAGACAGUUUGGGAAUUAACCAAGAACAGUUAGCUAUGUUCCAAGAUAGUAUACGCUAUUCUUUAGAAAAUGAACCUGUGGAUGAAAAUGACCCCGAAGCUUUAGCUCGCAGACAAAGAGUUGAACAAAUUAUGCAAGGGGAUAAUGUAGACGAAGAAUUAGAAAAAUAUGUUAGAGAAGUCAUUCGUAUUCAAAUGAUGGGAGGCCAAAAUUUUGGAACCUCUGAACAGGGCGACAGAUCCAACGAGGAACCUUCAACAAAACGUAGAAAAUAG